Molecule: messenger RNA, 2107 nt
Organism: Boleophthalmus pectinirostris (great blue-spotted mudskipper)
Lineage: Eukaryota; Metazoa; Chordata; Actinopteri; Gobiiformes; Gobiidae
Gene: gins2
Product: GINS complex subunit 2
Biological process (GO): double-strand break repair via break-induced replication; DNA replication
Cellular component (GO): nucleus; GINS complex
Source: RefSeq, a predicted model, not a curated record
UGACAUUUUUUUACCCUUCAUAUUACAUUCACUCGUGUACAUCCAUGGCUCUAUUAAAAUAACAUAAUGUGCACAUCAUAUAUUUGGCAUGGAUUUAUAUAAUGUGCAUGUGUAUGGAACUUACGUUUACGUCUCGCGAGAACGCGCUCGAGACCUGCGAAAUCUUGGUUUUCCGCAUGGCAGUACGCGGGAAAUAGUUGUUUUGAGACAUAAAGGAUAGAGUUGAGAUUUCUUAUCAGUUCAUAAUAUGAACGCAUCUGAAGUAGAGUUUAUAGCGGAGAAGGAAGUGAUUCAAAUAAUACCGAAUUUCAGUCUAGACAAAAUAUAUUUAAUCGGGGGAGAUCUAGGUCCCUUUAACCCUGGGCUUCCCGUUAAUGUUCCUGUGUGGUUGGCUCUUAUUAAACAGCGUCAGAAAUGCAGCAUUGUACCCCCUGAAUGGAUGGAUGUUGACAAACUGGAGGAAAUGCGCGAACUUGAAAGAAAAGAAGAUACAUUUACACCUGUUCCUAGCCCAUACUAUAUGGAGUUGACAAAACUGCUGCUAAAUCAUGCAUCAGACAACAUUCCAAAGGCUGAUGAAAUUCGCACUUUAGUAAAGGAUAUUUGGGAUACCCGUAUUGCCAAACUGCGCCUCUCUGCAGACAGCUUCAUCAAUCAGCAGGAGGCUCAUGCCAAGCUUGACAACCUGACCUUAAUGGAAAUCAAUACCAUCCGAGCAUUUCUUCUUGACUCUUUGAACUGCAUGUAUAAACUACGCUCCAAUCUCCAGCCUGACUCAACUAAAGGACAGUUCAAUGACUAUUGAUAGUUGUGUGCUAAUUUUAGGGUCAGUCCGUAUGAAAUCAGCCAUUUUCAAGGAAUCUCCCCUAUGAGCCAUCUCGGAUUUGGCUGGAAAAAUAAAAUAAAAAAUAAAAUCUAAAAUCACCAAAAAAAAAAAAGAAUCUCAGCUCAAUCCCUUGAGUCGUUCCUGAGUUAUGGCCCCUUGAAAUUUUGGGGCCAUGCUCGCCUUAAUUUAAAAGCAUUUUUGAGAGACCAUAACUUCAUAAAAAAUGAAACUGUAUUAUUGUAGGUUCUUUGGUCUAUUGUCAAGUAUUGGGUAUCUUUAUUAUGGGGCAACAGAUUCAUAAUCUAUUACCAAGAAUCUACAAUAAUACACAUUUUCAGCUUCCUAGCUCUAUUUUUUUAUGGAGUUAUGGUCUCUCAAACAUGCUUAUAAAUUAAGGCUUCAGAAAAAGUGAGCAUGGCCCCAAAAUUUCAAUGAGCCAUAACUCAGGAACGACUCAAGGGAUUGAGCUAAAAUUUGAGAUUGUUUCAUUUGGUAAUUUUAGAUUUUUAAAUUUUUUUCUCUCAGCCAAAUCUGAGAAGGCUCAUAGGGGAGGGCAGCUGAUUUCAUAUGGACUGACCCUUUUAAUAGAAAACGUAUGUGAUAAAAUGUUUGUAUUAUAUAAACGUUUAACAACUUCAGACUCUUAGUUUCAUUAAAUUAAAUCAAUGCUUUUGCCAUCAUUGUGCAACAAAAUGUACAAACCAUUUCACUGUGGUUCCUAGGUGACACUCAGGCAUGUUUAGAGCCAGAAUAUAUUGUCAAUAAAAUGAAGGUCAUCAGAAAUAUAUUUCAAUACUUGGCACAGUAAACAGGCUUUAAUUUCUUCAACUGGUGAACAGGACUUAACACCAUCCAAUAGAGUUAAAGUACCUUUUAAAUGCUCUAUUUUGCCUCCCAGUUCAUGCUGCAGUGGAUGAGCUGCAUGAUUUUUUCAUAUGAAGCCAUAUUGUCCCAUAAAUGUCAACAUAGAGCACAUCUCAUUUCUCUUUCCUUGCUUCCUUCUCGAUUUCUCUCCUCGAUCCUCUAUUUUUCAGCUGUUGAUCCAAUGUGCCAUUUUAAGUGGUGUCCCAAAGUUCAGAGGAGGCGAGGGAAGCAAACCACAAUGUAAAUCGGAGUGAGGGUUCAAGAGGCAGACAUCAGUUCAAAUAAUUGUCUCACAGUGAGGUUUUUGUAUUGUUGCAAUUACACAAGUACAGCAGCAAAGCAUUUUUGACAUGUUACGAAAUCCUGAAUUUGACAUUUAAACUAAUAAAAAUGUUACAACACAUUUGCCUGAAUAUA